Messenger RNA from Dicentrarchus labrax (European seabass), 5658 nucleotides. It is a transcript of the gene rfwd3, whose product is annotated as ring finger and WD repeat domain 3. NCBI's taxonomy places the organism in Eukaryota, Metazoa, Chordata, Actinopteri, Moronidae. The coding region runs from base 1470 to 3641 and encodes 723 amino acids. The transcript is spliced from 13 exons. Gene Ontology annotation, cellular component: site of double-strand break; nucleus. Gene Ontology annotation, molecular function: protein binding; ubiquitin protein ligase activity. The record is from RefSeq and is a predicted model, not a curated record. Gene Ontology annotation, biological process: double-strand break repair via homologous recombination; protein ubiquitination; interstrand cross-link repair.
UUAUUGUAUUUUACAAUAUUAUUUCAGGUAGUUCUAGUUUGGCGAUAGACAGUUAAAGACCAUAAACUUUUAAUAGGUUAAAUACAGUUUCUGUAACAGUAAAACUCCAUCAUAUCUCACAGCAAAACCCUCAUUUAUACGGAAUUUUAAAUGGAAUAAAGUUGUUUUUUCUUAUAUAUUACAGACUGUAAGUUGCACAGAAAACCACCGUCAUAUCUCAUGAUAAAAACGUUUUUCAUGUGGUUUCUUUUGAUGGUAAAUUUUUUUAUUUAUACACUAAAAUAUGGAAUAAAACUCCACCUUUAACCGUAAAAUUAUAUUUAUAACUAACAGCAGUGAACAUCAGACAACACGAGCAUACUUUAGCAGUUAGAUAGUGUUUCUGUAGUGGUGAAAAAAACAUUAGAAAUUAUAUAUAUUAGCAGUUUGAAUCCAACUAAAAGCACCUCGUACCAAACUCCCUUUAAGAAAUAUCACAUUUUAACAAUUCCUAAUGUGUUAGUAACAAAACAUGUAACUAUAGAAAAACGAGCCGAAGCCCCUCAUAUGUCCACAGUCUGACUGUUAAUUCGGCAUUGAUAUUAUCAAUAAAGAUAAAGUGUAUUCUGUACGAACUUUACAUUUUGUCUGCUCAACUCGCUCCGCCUCCGUUGUAGCUGCGCUCUUUAAGCGGGCAAAGACCGUGGGAGUGAGAGGCGGACUUCUUGAAAAAGUUAAGAUUUUAACCAAAAUAAGUGCUGGUUCGUGUGUCAGAUCGGCGCCGAAUUGAACACCGACUCACAACACUGUUUAUUAUAAGUCUAUUUUGUGUGUUUCGGUGCCUGAGGAGUUUUUUUAUUCUUUUAUAAUCAACGUAACAACCGGCUGCUCUGUUGUGUGUGACUCAUCUUCUCAACACACGAUCUCCGGCGGUGACGUCGCGGCAGGAUGGGGCGGGCAGAGCGAACUGGCGCCGGGAGAUUCGAUCCCUGACCGCGGUGCUGGCUGCAUUAACGCUCCCGAGUGAACUGGAAGCACCGUUAAACCCCCCCCCCCCCGCAACCAGAACCGUUUGAUUCGCCUCCUCUGGUAGCCAUGUCGUUACGGUGUGUGUCCGUCCAGAGCGGGAGCAGCGGCCGUUGAACCGUCACUGCAUACAGGUAGCUAAGAGCCUGCUAGCCGGAGCUAGCCGUGGAGCUAACGGCGCUAACGAGCCAAAACAAGCCGCCUCGUUCCCUAAACGUGUUUACAGCGAGGACAUCGUGAUUAAUGUUAACAGUAGAUAGAUCAACACGGGGUAAAUGAAAGCGCAAUGUAACGCAGGAGGUUUGAAAUGGAUACAAGGAGCUAACAGUUGGUGUUAGCUCUGUUUUUUUUGCCCGGAGGCCUCACAGACCUCGGCCUCUAGUUCGGUGUGUAACCGAGGAACGCACGACCUUCCCCCGGGGAGCGCCGCGGGAGGUAUACCCCAUCACUGAUAACAGACAGCGAUGGAGGCCAUGGAGGUGGACUUCCCCAUGGAGGGACGAGGCGGCGGGCAGCCGGCGGUCACCGCCGGAGCCGCUGACCUCAACGCACCGUACGUCAUCUCCGACUCCGGCAGCAGCACCGAGGUGGACGAGGACGACGAGGAAGACAACGAGGGAGGACAGACGGCGGCCCGUGUGCCGCCCAGGCUUCCCGCCACCUGGGCGUUCAGUCAGAGAGCGGUUGGCGGCUCCGCGGCCACGCCUUCUGCUGCUCGAGGGGCGCCCAUACGGAGGAGACUCAGGCAGGGCCUCAGGGUGCACUACCCCAGCCAGACCGCGGCGCCCUCCAGAGGCUUCCCCGACUUCCUGCUCCGAGCGCCGGCGGCCAGCGUGGCCGAACCGGAGUCCGGCAGCACCACCGAGGUCAGCGAGUCUGACGAGGAGGAGGAACGGGGGGACGAGGGGGUCGAAGUGGGCGCACCUGCUGCUGCCGCGGAGCCUGCGGACCCCGUGCCGCCGGCGAGUCCUCGCCUUAACGCCCCCGUCCAACACGCACAACCGCAGGAAGCCGGUGCAACCAACUCCAGCUCAGCUGCAGACGGUGAGAGGACCGAAGCUCCAAAACAGGUCGUCCAGCCGCUCCCCGUGGCCUCGGCUCCCCUCCCGUUGUCACACGGCGAGGAGGGCGAAGGCGACAACUGCACCAUCUGCUUCGAGGCGUGGACGACGGCGGGCGAGCACCGGCUGUCCGCCCUGCGCUGCGGCCACCUCUUCGGCUACACCUGCAUCCAGCGCUGGCUGAAGGCUCAGGGCGGCGCCGCCAAGUGUCCGCAGUGCAACAAGAAAGCGAAGCGUUCGGACAUCGUCCUGCUGUACGCUCCGAAGCUGAGAGCGCUCGACAACUCGGAGCAGGAGAGCUUAAAGAAGUCUCUGGAGCAGGAGCAGUCUCUGAGGAGGAAGGCUGAACUGGAAUCAGCGCAGUACAAACUGAAACUGCAGGUCGUCACCAACAAAUACGGACAAGCACAACAAGAGCUGCAGGAGCUGAGGGCUCUGAUGGCCCAGGCUGGUAGAAGCUCUGUCUCCUCCUCUUCCUCCUCCUCCUCCUCCGCGUCGACCUCGCUCCUCCUCGGCCUGUCUCAGAGGGCCGACGGCUCCAGGACGGCCCAGUACGUGUUCUCCAAGGCGGUGCUGGUGUCUCAGGCCGGAGGCUCCAGGGUUUUAUCGUACUGUGAACCUCUGAGCUGCCUGCUGGCCUCGCAGCCGUCCCCUCACUCCACGCUGGUGCCAGGCUGCGGGGUGAAGAAGGUGAGCGUCGUCAACAUGAAGGCGAGUCAGUACGUUCCCAUCCACAGUAAACAGAUCCGAGGUCUGUCCUUCAACAGACAGAACGACAGUCUGCUGCUGUCCGCUGCUCUGGACAACACCAUCAAACUGACCAGUCUGCUGACCAACACGGUGGUUCAGACCUAUAACGCAGGUAAACCCGUGUGGAGCUGCUGCUGGUGUUUGGACAACAGUAACUACGUCUACGCCGGUCUGAGCAACGGCUCCGUGCUCGUCUACGACACCAGAGACACCAGCACGCACGUACAGGAGCUGCAGCCGCUGCGCUCCAGGUGUCCGGUGGCGUCCCUGUGCUACGUCCCGCGGGCGGCGUCCAGCUCCUUCCCCUGCGGCGGGCUGAUCGCCGGCUCUCUGGAGGGCGGCUGUUUCUGGGAGCAGGUCAACGAGACCACGUACAGACCGCACAUCCUGCCGCUGGAGACGGCCGGCUGCACCGACAUCCAGGUGGAGACGGAGAGCCGACGCUGUCUGGUCACCUACAGGCCAGGACGCUCCAACCCGUCCCUGCGCUGCGUCCUCAUGGCUCUGAACCGGACCCCCCAGCAGGACUCCAGCCAGCUGCCCAGCUGUUCCUGCUCUCCGGUGCAGACGUUCAGCGCCGGCUCCUCCUGCAAACUGCUCACCAAGAACGCCGUUUUCAGGAGUCCGGACGGAGGCGGGACGCUGAUCUGCGCCGGGGACGAGGCCUCCAACUCAACCAUGGUGUGGGACGCAGACAGCGGCUCUCUGCUCCAGAAGCUUCCGGCCGACCUCCCGGUGUUGGACAUCAGCCCGUUCGCGGUGAACGGCGAGCACUUCCUGGCCUCGCUCACUGAGAAGAUGCUGAAGCUGUACAGGUGGGAGUGAGCGCCGCAGGACGAUGUGGGAAUCGAACGCUGCUCCACUUUCUUCUCUUUAAAACCCUCUGAUCGCUGGGAGCGAUCGUCCUGAGGAAACAUUUCACCGUCAUCGGUUCUUCUUUUCUACGCCUGCAUCCACGUUACUGCCUCCGGUGACCUUCGACCUGCACAGGAAGCCAAAUAAAGGCAGGGUCAGGUGUGCAGUACAUGGACAGAUUCUGGUCCGGGUUCUGCUGCACCGAGCUCCCAAUAACAUGUUUACACGACUCAAAGGUCAAAUCCAACAUGAACACGCGCGUCCACCGGCGCCGCGUCCACGUGUUCCGAUUCCAGAGUCGCUGUCGGUGAUCGGCUGUGAGCUGCUGUUAGUGUCCGAUAGAAGUGAUCCUGUGUGUGUGUGUGUGUGUGUGUGUGUGUGUGUGUGUGUGUGUGUGUGUGUGUGUGUGUGUCUGUGUGUGUGUGUGUGUGUGUGUGUGUGUGUGUGUGUGUGUGUGUGUGUGUGUGUGUGUGUCUGUGUCUGUGUGUGUGUCUGUGUGUGUGUGUGUCUGUGUGUGUCUGUGUGUGUGUGUGUGUGUCUGUGUGUGUGUGUGUGUCUGUGUGUGUGUGUGUGUGUGUCUGUGUGUGUGUCUGUGUGUCUGUGUGUGUGUCUGUGUGUGUGUGUGUGUGUCUGUGUGUGUGUCUGUGUGUGUUUGUGUGUGUGUGUGUGUCUGUGUGUGUGUCUGUGUGUGUGUGUGUGUGUGUGUCUGUGUGUGUGUGUGUGUGUCUGUGUCUGUCUGUCUGUCUGUCUGUCUGUCUGUGUCUGUGUGUGUGUCUGUGUGUGUGUGUGUGUGUGUGUGUGUGUGUGUGUGUGUGUGUGUGUGUGGCGGUUGUCGCUCGUCAACUAUAAAUCAUGUACACUUUACAUUUUAAGACCACGUGCGAUUCUUUCCUGUAUGUUUUCUAACUAACUGAACACCACUCGCGUCUGUGUCUGACGACCUGCCGAUUGUCUUCUAACCGUCUUCAAACUCGUCUUGUCAACGUGGAUUAGCCUAGCAUAUAGCACGUAGCAUAUCUGAGUACAGGAAAGGAGAACCGACGAUCUGUCUGUGAAAGGUUCUUGUUGGUCGCUAACUGGUUCAGAUUGUUGGUUUGAAUGUCUGACGGCAGUUUAAGAUCCUACAGAGAAAUGAUUUUGGUUUCAUCCGGUCUGUGUACUCUCUCGCUCCCUCCUCGACCUCUCUUACGGUCGACCACAGAACUCAAAGUCCUCGGUCCAAAUUAAACUAAAUAUAGAGCCGUGACUUUGAAAAUCUUUCACAGAGCGAGUCCGCUCACCUCUCCGAGGAUUUCAGAACCAGACUUCUCCUUGAGCGAGACUUCGGUCCGACACACAGCGAAACGUUUCAUUUCUCUGUAGCGUCGUGUCGUCAGUCACAAACAUCACUCUCUGUUUUACUCACUGGACCAGAAACAUUUAGUCCCUUUGACUCAAAAACAUGGGACAAUAAGGUCCAUGUUGAGGAAUACCAAAGUUAAUUUAAUGAUUAAGCAGUGCUUCUCUGCUGAAACAGAAGUUUUGGGAUGUCGGAGGGUCCUUGAAUCCACCGUGAACGUUACUUUAACAAAGAUAAAGACGCCUGCGGUCAGCGGCUGAUGCUGUGAUUUGGAAAAAAUGGUCAACAGAGACGUAAAAUGUUCAUGAUUUGUAGUUAAUGAGUGAGAACCUGAAACUCCACUGGUAGACAGACAGAAUGACGACUUUCUUUGCACAUUUUUUUUGCCCCAGACUUUAUUUUUAACGCGUAUCUUCUUUUGAUUUUAACGGUCACUUCUCUCGAACAGGAAACGGCUCCUCACACGCUUUAUUUCUCUCACCUUCAGUGUGAGUUCAGUCUUUUUAACUCCCCCUCUGAACCCAGAACAUCAAGUGCCAAAAGACCCUUGUUUUCUUUCUUAAGGAAGUUGUAUAUAUGUAUAUUUGCUACCAACUGUUUGUGUACGACUUCAAAGUUAAUAAAAAUUAUGAGUUAUUUUUAAUUAAA